AUGGCGAAACCCAAACAGUUGGUCUCUAAGCGCAACCGGUUCUAUGAAUCGGAGACUAGCAGCAGCGGCGAUGACGAGGACCCCGACCCGCCCGUCACCAGAUCUAGGGCGUCGAACAAGGGCGACAAUCCUACUGCUCCCUGCCCGCCGACGAAGGACACCGGAAGGGCUUCUAGGUUCGCGUCUCAUGUUGUGAACAAGGCGAAGGAGCCCGUGCCGGACGACAUGGUGGCCGCUAUCGCCCGGAAUUAUAAGAAGGCAACGUACAGCAACGUGAUGCUCAUGAAUCACCGCGGUGUCGGAUGCACGGUGGAUAAGGACGACUUCAUGUCAAUCGAGGACGAUCAGUGGAUUACAGAUGGUGUCAUCGACUUCCACAACGUGCUGCUUAGCAUCAGGAAACCAACGCUCCGCGACGGGAAGACAUGGGCCGCCAUGGACUGCAAGGCUUACACACAGACGAAUUCGCAGGGUGCGCCGUUAACGCUUGGGAAUGGGCGGCCGCUUCUGGAACACGAUUAUCUGGCGAUCCCGGUGCUAGAAUCUGAGCACUAUUCGCUGGUCAUCACAAUAAAUCCAUCGGUGCUCACCAAGUCGCCGAAAUCGAAGGGCAAAGAGCGCUUGACGUUGGUAUUGAUGGACAGCGCGAUCAAGCAUCGGAAUAGCCGCAAGAUUUUAGCAGGAACAAUGCUUGUGCUGUCUGAGCUCGCAAAGGCGAGCUCCCCAAGCGCGAACAUGGAGUUUGUGGACCAGACGCUGAAGGAGGCGGACUGUUGCAUUUUACGGGAGGACAAGCUGCCACAGCAGCCUAACAAGGAGGACUGUGGGAUUUUUGUUUGCCAGUACCUCAAGACCCUCGUGAAUACCAACUUCGCCACGGUUCUUUCGGGCCUCUGGUUCCAGGGUGUGACACCGCACCAAUACAGGCGGGAGAUGCGGCGCGACCUGUGUGCACACGCGAGCGGCGCUCUUUUGCAACAGCUGCAGGACAUGGGAAUUGAGAUCCCCCCGCAAGACGGAGGCCGUGUUACCGAUGAGGGUACAGUGGUGCAGUCGAAGAACGCGGCUGUGGGAGAUGGGAGGCCGGCACCGGUCACUCGCCCUGUGGAGGACGCACGGGUUACGGAGGUGAUGAGGCGUGUAGCCUCCUUGACUAACGAUGUGAGGUACCUGAACGCCACCGUCACCGUGAUCGCCAACUUUGUGGGACUGAGGCGGGACGAGGUCGUGUCCACUGCAACCCAACUGCUGCUGCAGGGCGGUCACCCGGGCACCGGCACGAAUGCAGAGGCGGGUGGCAACAAGACUGCGCCUCGCACACCACAGCGUCCGUCUGCCCCGCUGGCCUCCACGUUCGCUGCAUGUGCGCCUGCAUCGAGCCUGCUCCCGAACCCGCUGCUCUCCCAGGGUGCCAUACCUCACUGGAUGUUCACGCGCGGGAGGCAGCUGCUCGGGAACGGUGUGCCACCUGGAGAUGCCGCGUGGGGAGACACGCACGGGCAGGAGACGCUGAAGGGCGAAGAGGAGGAGGACCUCGUGUCCGACUCAGACGACGAUGGCGAGGACGAGGAUACGUGUGCAACCACGUACACGGGUGUGAAGCUGGACAAACGGACUGGCAAGUUCGGCGUCAAGAUCUUGAUCAAAGAACGUGGAAAGCGUAAGCAGCAGCGCCUGGGAGCAUACACCACGGAGGAAGAGGCGGCAUUCGCGUAUGCCGCUGGUGCGUUCGUCCUGAGGCCACGCGACAGGAUACCCAACACCGUCACCCUGUCAGCGGCUGAGAAGGCGAUGCUGCGGGGAUGCACAAAAGAAGAUUUGCAAAUACUGGUGGAAGCAAGGAAGUGGUGGAGGUGGCGAAGCUGGCGUGACGCGCUGGAGAGCGUGAGCAGCAGGCUGAAAGGAGGGAGGAAGCGUGGGGGUGACACAGGUACAUCAAAGAGGCGCAGGGUGGUGGAGAACAACAACACGGCUACCAACGAACCGGCGGCCCCCGAGAAUGCAGAGAGUGGGGGGACGGCCCCCUUGUGCAAUGGGCACGGCGGAGGUGCAAAGGAAAAUGACCAGGAAGAGCGACAGGGAGACAGUGGUGCACAAGAGAAGACGGCAGUCACAGCUGCAUAG
Closterium sp. Yama58-4 is the source of this 2124-nucleotide messenger RNA. The record is from the annotation of a GenBank genome assembly. Lineage: Eukaryota; Viridiplantae; Streptophyta; Zygnematophyceae; Desmidiales; Closteriaceae.